AACAAGAGCGCCCCCCCCCCCCCCCUUCAAGAGAGCAGGGCCAAGGUUCACAGGAAGCUGGGGGGCUGCCAUUUUUCCCCUGCCGCUGCUGCUGCUAACGUUUAACGGUAGAUGCUAAAGCGACGGGAGGGGCGGCUGGUUCGGGCUUUUCUAGCUAGCUGGCCUCGCUCGAUCGGGACCGUUAACGCGCAAUCCGUCAUUCCUCCGACGGUCGACGCCAGCGAGCCUCGCCGUUUGAUGAAUUCGGUAUGGAGAAGGUAGCGGAGCCGUCUUGGACCCCUUCGUACACCUACCAGGUGAGCAAGCACAGCGCGGAGAUGCUACACAACCUCGACGCUCAGAGGAAAGAUGGAGGCAGGUUCUGCGACGUGAUCCUGCGCGUCGGCGAGGAGAGCUUCCCCGCUCACAAAGCGGUGCUGGCCGCCUGCAGCGAGUACUUCGAGGCGGUGUUCGGCCGCCAGGCGGAGGGCGAGGGCGACGCCAGGGAGCUGGAGAUGCACACGAUCAGCCCGAAAGUUUUCAAAGACAUCCUGGACUUCGCCUACACCUCCCGGAUCGUGGUUCGGCUGGAGUGCUUCCCGGAGCUGAUGACGGCGGCCAAGUUUCUGCUGAUGCGCUCCGUCAUCGAGAUCUGCCAGGAGGUCAUCAAGCAGUCCAACGUGCAGAUCCUCGUCCCGACCACCCGCGGGGGAGAGGCCAGCCUCUUCCAGGCCGCGGGCGCCGCGGAGCUGGGCUUCCCCGCGGCUCCGCAGGAGCUGGCGAACGGAGCGGGCUUGCUGCUGAACGGCCAGGGCUUUGUGAGCGGCGCGCCGCUGCGUGCGGACGACGGCGGAGACGCGCCGGCCGUGCUGCUGGAGAACGGCGGCGAGUCGUCGGCGGUGCCCAUGCUGGAGCCCGUCGACGGGCUCUCCGCGUCCCCGCCGGCGGACAUCACGGGGGGCAUGUUCCACCACGACGCCGGCUCGCCCGGCUCCAAGCGCGGACGGGGGAGACCCAAGAAGGAGGCUGCUGCCCACUUCAACCACAUCGCCCUGAAGGACAAUGGACAGCUGUUUCCCUGCGGGGCCUGCGGCAAAGCCUUCACGGAAGCGUCGCGCUUAAAGAACCACGAAGCGCAACACGGAGCCUCCACCGGGGGCGUCCACGGCCUCGCGGACGGCCUGUCCACGGCGGGCGGCUUGUCCCUGCUGUCGCAGUCCGGGCUGCUGGAGAACGGCAUGCAGCUGCCCGGCGGGCUGGCGCUGGACGGCAGCCGCAAGCGGGAGCGCACCCGGCGGCACGUGGGCUGUGACAUUUGCGGCAAGGUGUUCCGGGACGUGUACCACCUGAACCGACACAAGCUGUCCCACUCGGGGGAGAAGCCGUACGCGUGUCCCGUGUGCGGGCUGCGGUUCAAGCGCAAGGACCGGAUGUCGUACCACGUUCGCUCCCACGACGGCUCCGUGGGCAAGCCGUACGUGUGCCAAAGCUGCGGGAAAGGCUUCUCCAGACCAGACCACCUGAAUGGACACAUUAAACAAGUUCACACGACAGAGAGACCCCACAAGUGCCAGAUAUGCAACGCCUCCUUCGCGACAAGAGAUCGCCUCCGGUCGCACCUCGCGUGCCACGAGGACAAAAUUCCCUGCAAAGUUUGCGGCAAGUUCCUGCGAGCCGCCUACAUGACGGACCACCUAAAGAAACACAGCGAAGGGACUCACAACUACUGCGGCAUUUGCAAUAAAGGUUUCUCCACAGCAUCCUAUCUUAAGGUGCAUAUAAAGACACACCAUGGCUCAUCACUGCCCACUUCUGCCACAAUGCACACCUUCCCUGAUCCAAGGGGACAGCUGCAGAUGCACAACGGCACCCCUUACCAAACGGGACGCCAGUGCUCAGUGGAAGACGGACAGGAAAACGCCGGCAAGUGUCCCCACCUGGAGUCGGAGGAGUUGGACACUUCGCUGCGGGAGUUGUCCAACGUUGACGAGCUCAAGUCUCCGAUCAAGUCCGACGGCCCGAAGCUGGAGGUGCCCUCCUUGGACUGCAACGGGGCUCCCGGCGGGAUCCUCGGCUCUCCGGAGGCUUCUAAAGCCAACGCCGACCCCGAGAAGAAGUUCGCCUGCGGGAUCUGCGGCCAGGCGUUUCGCACCAAGUCCUACCUCAACAAGCACCAGCACCGGGUUCACAAAGCCCAGAGGACCCACGGGGUCUCGGGGUCCGGUUUAAGCGAGGUGGCCCCCUCCCUGACUUCCCCCUUCUCCCCCCAGCAAAACAUGUCUCUCCUGGAGUCGUUCGGCUUCCAGAUAGUCCAGUCUGCUUUCGCCUCGUCUCUUGUGGACGCCGAGGCGGGUCAGAGUGGGAUGGACUUUGGAGGGAAGUAACGUGUUUUGCCGUUUGGCCUCUUCCUUCGUAGGACACAGCCGGGUCGCCCACAGAAGACGCUCCUGUGUUUGGGAAUAACUUUGCCUCAAGACUACUCUUUCUGUCUCUUCGCUUGUUGUGCGUCCAUCGUGUUCGUCAGAAACCGCCAUCGAAGUCCGACUUUUUUUUUCGCCUUUCGAAGUUUGCGUGUAAAGAAAUGACCCGUUUUUGUUUGUUUGUUUGUUUUUUUAUCCCCCACUGAUGUUGGUCUGUGAAAGUUAUGUUACAUUUCUUUCUCUAAUGGUUUUUUUUUUUUCCUGAGCUCUCUCAGCUGCACAAAUGUUCUCCUCAUGAGACGAAUUAUUGACUCUACUUUGUCAGGAGUAGUUGUUAACUUGCUCACUUUAACUGCUCUAGCGAGCUUAAAAAAAACGGAUCCUUGGCCAUCCCAGCGAUUACAGAUGUCUUUACCUCAGAGCACAAGCAGGGCUUACAUCUAGAUUUAAGUGUUUUUUUUUUUUCUUCUGGGCAGGAAUUUAAAUUUGGCUUCAGUUCUUCUUUUUUUUUUUUUUUUUAAAUCUGUUUCAUGGUGAAGAUGAAGCAUACCUAACAAGGCUGAUGCUAUUUGAGAACGUGAGACAUGCAGCGCCCGACUCGCUCAUUAUCACCCCUGGUAAAGAU
Fundulus heteroclitus (mummichog) is the source of this 3024-nucleotide messenger RNA. RefSeq names its product POZ/BTB and AT hook containing zinc finger 1 (gene patz1). Bases 249 to 2363 code for a protein of 704 amino acids. NCBI's taxonomy places the organism in Eukaryota, Metazoa, Chordata, Actinopteri, Cyprinodontiformes, Fundulidae. The record is from RefSeq and is a predicted model, not a curated record. Gene Ontology annotation, biological process: regulation of cytokine production; regulation of immune system process; negative regulation of transcription by RNA polymerase II. Gene Ontology annotation, molecular function: protein binding. The transcript has 5 exons.